AUGUGGCCUUCUUUAAUAACCAAAGCUAAGGUUGGAGGCAUAGAUGUUAUACAAACCUAUGUAUUUUGGAACCUGCACGAACCACAAGAAGGGCAGUUUUAUUUCAGUGGAAGAGCGGACAUAGUAAGGUUCGUGAAGGAAAUCCAAGCCCAAGGCCUAUAUGCUUGCCUUAGAAUUGGGCCCUUUAUUGAGAGCGAGUGGACUUACGGGGGACUCCCAUUUUGGUUGCAUGACAUCCCAGGCAUCGUUUUCCGAUCUGAUAACCAGCCUUUCAAGUAUCACAUGAAAAGGUUUGUAUCCAGAAUAGUAGACAUGAUGAAAUCAGAGAACCUAUAUGCUUCUCAAGGAGGGCCAAUCAUACUAUCACAGGUUGAGAAUGAGUACAAAAAUGUUGAAGCAGCUUUUCACGAGAAAGGGCCAGGUUAUGUUCGUUGGGCUGCAGCAAUGGCCGUAAGUCUUCAAACUGGAGUGCCUUGGGUGAUGUGUAAGCAAGAUGAUGCUCCUGACCCAGUGAUCAAUUCAUGCAAUGGGAUGCGAUGUGGAGAAACAUUUGCAGGACCAAACUCACCAAAUAAGCCAUCAAUAUGGACAGAGGAUUGGACAAGAAAUUCAGGAGAAUGUGCUGCGUUUCUAGUGAACAAUGAUAAGAAACAAGAAGUAGAAGUCCUCUUUCAAAGCAAUUCAUACAAGUUGCCUCAAAAGUCUAUAAGCAUUCUACCAGACUGCAAGACAGUGACCUUUAAUACAGAAAAAGUAAAUGCACAAUAUACUACGAGAUCAAUGAAAACAAACCAAAAGUUCAACUCAGUUGCGAAAUGGGAAGAGUAUAAUGAACCUAUCCCAGAAUUCGACAAAACAUCUUUGAGAGAAAAUAGAUUGUUAGAGCACAUGAGUACCACAAAAGAUACAUCUGACUACCUUUGGUACACUUUCAGGUUUCAACAGAAUCUCCCCAAUGCACAGUCUGUACUUAAUGCCCAGUCACGUGGACAUGUUUUGCAUGCAUAUGUCAAUGGAGUACAUGCUGGCUUUGGUCAUGGAAGUCAUCGGAAUACAAGUUUCAAUCUGCAGACUACAGUUCAUCUUAAAAAUGGGACAAAUAAUGUUGCCUUGCUUAGUGCAACAGUUGGAUUACCGGAUUCAGGAGCAUAUCUUGAGCGCAAGGUUGCUGGAUUACGUAGAGUAAGGAUUCAAAACAAGGAUUUCACAACUUACACAUGGGGAUAUCAGGUUGGGCUGUUAGGAGAGAGGUUACAAAUUUACACAGAGCAUGGAUUUAACAGAGUUAAGUGGAACAAGUUUGGAACCUAUCGACCACUCAUGUGGUACAAGACUCUCUUUAAUGCACCAGCAGGAAAUGAUCCAGUGGCACUGAACCUUGGUUCCAUGGGAAAGGGUGAGGCUUGGGUUAAUGGCCAAAGCAUUGGCCGAUAUUGGGUAUCAUUCCAUACUACCCAAGGAAGUCCUUCACAAACAUGGUACAAUGUCCCUCGAUCUUUCCUCAAACCAACUGGCAACCUACUAGUUCUACUGGAAGAAGAAAGAGGAUACCCUCCAGGGAUUACUGUGGACACUGUUUCAGUUACAAAAGUAUGUGGCUAUGCAUCCGAAUCGCACUUGGCUGCAGUACAUCUUAGUUGUCCUCCAAGAAGAAACAUUUCUAGGAUCGUUUUUGCAAGCUUUGGAACCCCCUCUGGUGAUUGUGAAAGUUACGCUAUUGGGAACUGCCACUCAUCUAGAUCUAGAGCCAAUGUAGAAAAGGCUUGUAUAGGGAAGAGAAGCUGUUCCAUCCCUCAAUCGAAUCAAUUUUUUGGUGGCGACCCAUGUCCAGGCAUUCCUAAAGUUCUGCUGGUUGAAGCCAAAUGCAGAUGA
Molecule: messenger RNA, 1872 nt
Organism: Dovyalis caffra
Lineage: Eukaryota; Viridiplantae; Streptophyta; Magnoliopsida; Malpighiales; Salicaceae
Source: the annotation of a GenBank genome assembly